Molecule: messenger RNA, 2377 nt
Organism: Cylicocyclus nassatus
Lineage: Eukaryota; Metazoa; Nematoda; Chromadorea; Rhabditida; Strongylidae
Source: the annotation of a GenBank genome assembly
UGCGAGUUCUGCAAAUCCACGCUGAGAGGGACGUCUAUAUGAAUGGAAAUCUUUGGAGGUUCUUGUGCUUGGGCACGUAAUGGCAUCCACAACAUCUGAGAGCGAUGCUUUGGGAGUUCAGGUUAAGUCCAAACUGGAUUCCCUUAGUCGAGAUGACUUGAUCCGCUUUGUGAAGAAGCAAUUAGAGCAUGUCCGUUUAUCAAAAGUGAAAGUGGACACCCUGCAAAAACUGCUCGAGGAAAAAGAUACCACUAUUAGUGAACUCGAAUGUGAAGUAGCUACAUUGAAAGAGUCGACCCCAUCCAAACCCGACGUUAUGCGCCUUAAUGCUUCUCCAAAUGAGAGCGAGGAGCGCAUUCUCAUUGACAAUGAGCAACUAUUGGAGGAGAAUUCCGAACUGAAAACCGAAAUCGCUUUGUUGAAAAAAGAGCGGAUUCGCAUCGAUGAAGACCUCGCUGCUGCCCUUGCUUCCAAUAGCGAGCUACGCUCCAAGCUUGAUGAUGCUGUACAAGAAGCGGUUGCUCUUAAGGAGCAACAGACAGCCACUGACGUGUUCUCGUUGGAACUGAAGGACUACGAGAGAAAGAUGGUCCAGCUCAGCAAGUCUUUGAAGGAAGCCCAGUGCGCUUUGGAAUCUGCUACUGCCGAAAAGAAAGAGCUUAGCGAGCAGCUUUGCGCUCACAAGGAUUCGUCAGUUCGUGUAAGCAGUGAGUGCUCCACUCUCAUGGCACAAUUGCAGGAAGCCAAGCAAGAGCUAGGCGAUGAACAGCAACGCACAGCCAGCUUACAAACUUCGCUUGAUCGCCUUCAAGAUAAUUUCAAUGUCUUGGCAGCUGCUAGAAAUGAUGAGCGGUUGGCGUUUGAGGAGAAAAUUGUGCAGAAUGAAAUGCUUGUGGAAAUGCUGCGAAAGAAUCACGAACAAAAACAGAAUGAAUUGCGAAUUGCCAUUAACGAAAGGGAUUUACUGAAAGCUCGACUCGAAGAGUUAGAGAAUGACUAUGAGUCAUACAAGUCUCGUGCUCGCUACGUCUUGGAGCAAAGAGCGCAGAGCUCGAACGAACAGGUAAAUCAAAAUAUAGAUUUCAAUGCUGCAAACGAUGCCAUAUCCGAUCUCAAACGUGCACUACAGCUUUUGCGAUUCGCUCAUGAUGAAGCUCUUAGACUUGCACGCAAAGAUCGUGUACUGCGAGAAAAAGCUGAAUCAAGCGCUCGUUCAGCCAAAGCUGAAAUAGUAGAAAUCUACGAUCAUAUGGCGAUUGUACGCGAAGAGUUGUUCAAUAGCAGAACGGAACUGAGAGAUCGUAACGAAGAAUGCGCCCAGUACCAGAAACAAAUUUCUGAUUUGGAAAAAAGGGUGCAAGAUGAGAAUAGAGAAAACUUGCAGAUUAUAAAAAAGCUGAAGGAAGAUAUAGCCAAGCGAGAAAGUGUCGAAAACACUUUGACCGAUGAAGUGCAGAAUGCCAAGAAGCGCUAUCAGAAGGCCAUGAACUUGCUUGAAGAAUGGAAAAACUUAAGUUCUCGUCCUGCUUCUACUGACAUUCCCCAGGCAAGCACUGAGGGGCGACAAAGUGAUCAUCAACAGUCACAACUCGAGACGCUCAAGACGCCGUCUUAUGGUGUUUUAGAACUUCAACAGGAGGAAACGCUUGAAGACGUUCUUUUUGGUGAUGUGGGUUCUCCUGAGCUUUAUUCCGAAGAAACACCUGUUGUGUCAAUUUCGGCACUGCUGGAGGAGAUGAAGCACUUGAAGAAGAAUCUGCUGCAUGCUCAGGAACUGUUAAGUGAAACUGAGGCGACAAACGCUACUCUAAUGGAUCAGAGUCGUUUACUGAAAGAAGAGAUCCGUCGUCUCCAGAGGAACGAAGAACGUCUCAGCCACGUGGAAAACACCGAGUAUCUAAAAAAUAUUAUCAUCAAGUUCCUCAGUCCGGAACGCGUCUCAGGCGAACGCCAGCAGUUGAUUCCGAUUCUAAGCACUAUGCUACAGUUAUCUCCCGAUGAGAUUGACAAUCUCAAUCGCUCUGCUGCCCAGGAUGAUGCUGUACCACCGCGCGACUCUGAAAAUUCGUGGGGAUCGUUGCUCCGCUGGGGUCGCCUCAACUGAGUUGUGCUCUUUGUCUGUACAAUGUGCCUGGAAAAUUUCCUCUGCAUCUUCCACACCUACCAAGACUGAUUUUCUGUGAUUGAGUAUUUGCUGUCUUGUGAUGCAUCAACGCUUGUUCGCCGAUACCGUAAUUUCCUGUGGAUGUCACUUAUCAUUUCGAGUUCUAUUUAUUGUGUUAUGUUCCAUAAAACCUCGAAUUCAUUGUUUUGAGCUUGAUGCAAAUUUUUUUUACAAACGGGAUAAGAUUGUACAUAAAUAAAGAAUUCUAUCAAU